This is a messenger RNA of Mizuhopecten yessoensis (Yesso scallop), 821 nucleotides long. Its product is annotated as baculoviral IAP repeat-containing protein 3-like. Gene Ontology annotation, cellular component: spindle microtubule; cytoplasm; nucleus. The transcript has 3 exons. The record is from RefSeq and is a predicted model, not a curated record. Gene Ontology annotation, molecular function: cysteine-type endopeptidase inhibitor activity involved in apoptotic process. Gene Ontology annotation, biological process: negative regulation of apoptotic process; regulation of cell cycle. Bases 80 to 808 code for a protein of 242 amino acids. NCBI's taxonomy places the organism in Eukaryota, Metazoa, Mollusca, Bivalvia, Pectinida, Pectinidae.
AUAUGUGUUCUCAUGCUGUUAACGUUUGAGACAGCAUAUCGAUCGCGAGUGUCGUGUGUGUUUGGUGUUUGUGCUGACUAUGUGUGGUAUAAAUGGGAUAUGUGUUUCUUGUAAACAGGUUACAUCAGGCAUGCAUCAAGUUCCAGGAAGAGAUGUCGCCCCUCCACGGCCCAUAGAACGGUACAGACACCUCCGCGACACAAAUACAAGAACAAGAUCUUAUAAGGGAUGGCCGAAAUCUGAUGGAUUAAAAUCGGAAUUGAUUGCAGAUGGGUUUUUUUACCUUGGGGAAAAAGACAGAGUUCAAUGCGCCUACUGUGGUGGUGUGCUUCACAGUUUUAAAGAAAACGAUAAUGUACACAUCGAACAUUAUCGCCAUUUUCCAAAAUGUGAGACUUUUGAUAGCACCGACAGUGAAACAGAAGCCCAUUUAUUUGGACAUGUUACAAUGACACACCUGAGCGAUACGCAGACAGAUGGCACAUCUAGAGGCGAAGAUACUGCCCUAUUAGAGAAGAUUAAAAAGUUGGAUAUGUCUUCAAAUACAAAAUGCCCAAGACAUAAAUACUAUGCCCUAUACAAAGAUCGACUACGAACAUUCAACAACCCAAAGUGGCCAGCAAAUCACCCAAUGAAAAAAGAAACGUUAGCUAAAGCUGGGCUUUUCUAUGCAGGUUUGGGAGACCUUUGUGAGUGCUUCUGCUGUGGAGGACAACUGGAAGAAUUUGAGGAAGGUGACGAUCCUGUUGAGGAGCACGACAAAUACUUCAGUGAUAUUUGUGUUCUGGCUAUCAAUAGAAAACAAUAAAACAUCGACGAGA